Oryza sativa Japonica Group (Japanese rice) is the source of this 652-nucleotide messenger RNA. RefSeq names its product large ribosomal subunit protein eL30. Gene Ontology annotation, cellular component: cytosolic large ribosomal subunit. Lineage: Eukaryota; Viridiplantae; Streptophyta; Magnoliopsida; Poales; Poaceae. Gene Ontology annotation, molecular function: structural constituent of ribosome; RNA binding. The record is from RefSeq and is a predicted model, not a curated record.
CCCUUGUUGACGCUGUAGGUUUCCCAUUCCCGCCGCCGCCGCCACCGACGCCGUCGCCGACGAUCCCAUGGCUCCCGUUAAGAAGACGAAGAAGAACGCGGAGGGGAUCAACAACAAGCUGCAGCUGGUGAUGAAGAGCGGCAAGUACACCCUCGGCUACAAGACCGUCCUCAAGACCCUCCGCAACUCCAAAGGGAAGCUAGUUAUCGUUGCAAACAACUGCCCUCCACUUAGGAAGUCUGAAAUUGAGUACUAUGCUAUGCUGGGAAAAGUUAGUGUGUAUCACUUCAAUGGAAACAAUGUUGAUCUUGGCACUGCCUGCGGCAAGUACUACCGAGUGUGCUGUCUCAGUGUCGUCGAUCCUGGUGACUCGGAUAUUACCAAGCAAUUACCUGAGAGUCAUUGAUGUGCAUGCAUUGGCCUUGUGACCGAUCUUAUCUUCACUUUUUGCUCACAUGAAAAAGAUAUAUAUCUUCAUACGGUGUUCUUGUGAAGUUGCGAUACAUUGAUGAACCAAACCUGGCACACUUCAAUAGCAUCGCCUAGUUUUGCUCUGCUAAGCAUCUGUCAACGGUAAAGGUAGGAGUGAAAUGUAUGUAGGAUUUGGAGGUAAUGGGAAAUAAAUGGUGCAAUCUGUUUUACUUUCCGAGUA